This is a messenger RNA of Heterobasidion irregulare TC 32-1, 675 nucleotides long. RefSeq lists its product as uncharacterized. The record is from RefSeq and is a predicted model, not a curated record. The transcript has a single exon. Lineage: Eukaryota; Fungi; Basidiomycota; Agaricomycetes; Russulales; Bondarzewiaceae. Bases 41 to 343 code for a protein of 100 amino acids.
GAGGCAUCCUGCCGAGACGCCGUACCCCGCGCCCCCUUCCAUGCCGUACCCGAGCUCCUAUCAAAACGUCGCCGAGCACCGGGCAGCGAACAGCGGGGCCGCUGCGAAUCCGGGCGCGUCGGCUGAACCCGCGGAGCGCAUGCGGUGGAGCGUACCGCACACGGAGGUCGUGUUCGCGCGCCCGCGGACACCCGUGGCGCGGGACAGGACGAAGGACCGCGUGCUGCGGCAGAGCGGGGAUUUGAGCCUGACGGAGGCGUGGACGGCGUUCAUGUCGCAGAUGGACGUGCCCGGCGUCGGGGCGGCGCCUUCUGCGGGGAGGCCAGGCCGGGAGGGGCGGUGAACGGGCGCGCCUGGAGAUGGAUCGGUGCUCUAUUUCUGUUUCUGUUCUGUGUUUUCUCUUGGUCGAUUUUCGAUGUUUUGCCUCGCUUUUUUAUGUCGCUAUUCGCUGUCUGUGUCCGUGUCGUGUUGAUGUUGAGUCACCCGCAUGUUGUUGUUUCGCGCGCCUCGUAGUAUCAUACACUGCUAAUUUUGGUUAUGUAUAUACAGUACACGCCUGGGUGGGUGCGAUGUUUGUGUUCUUUUAUUGUACCUUUUAGAUCUUUGUACCCCUCAUUUGUAACUAUCGAUUAGAACAGGCAAUACUAUAGCACUACUACAGCGCGCAUCCAUUUC